This is a messenger RNA of Verticillium alfalfae VaMs.102, 1968 nucleotides long. Its product is annotated as histidine kinase. Bases 1 to 1968 code for a protein of 655 amino acids. Lineage: Eukaryota; Fungi; Ascomycota; Sordariomycetes; Glomerellales; Plectosphaerellaceae. Gene Ontology annotation, molecular function: ATP binding; protein kinase activity. Gene Ontology annotation, biological process: protein phosphorylation. The transcript has a single exon. The record is from RefSeq and is a predicted model, not a curated record.
AUGGACUACGCCGCCAUCAUGCCCGACGAUCAGCAUGAUCCGCCGGCGCGCCUCUUCGAGCGACUUCGCCAGAUCGCCGGCUACACCUGGGACGAUAGUCAUCCGCCGUUCCAUACAACCUAUGACAUCUGGCAUGUCGCUGGCACCAAGUUCGUGUCGCCCUUCUCCCCGCCCACGACAUAUCCCGUCUCGAGCCCUGGGUCGGCCGCGAGUCUCCAGUCCGGCCGCCCCUCACCCUCUGAGCACUACAGCUCCCCCAGCAUCAUCGGCGCCGAGACCCAGGCCGACGCCAGCAAAGACCCCUCGCUCUCGCCCGCAUCGCCUCCCAUACCGACGUCGAACCCCGAUACCCUCUACCCCGAAGAACCGGUCAUUGCACGCAUAUCCUACCAUGUCCUCCGCGAGGAGAGAACCUUCCACAUUACCAAGCAUCUCAUCACAUCCGUUGACCCCCACGGAGAGCAUAUCGUCAAGCCGAUAGACCUCGUCCGCAUGACGCCGCAGCCCGGAGACCGCGGGUCCAUCAUGGUGGCCAUCUACCAGCACCCCGGACGCAAUGCCAUAUUCGACUUGAUAGACCUCGGCCAGCCUUUACAGCACGGCGGAGGCAUACAGAAACGAGGUUUUUACUCCUCAACCGCCGAUAGCCGUGCUAGAGUUUCUGCUGCUCGCCGUUGGCGCCGCGCAGUGCCUGGAGAUACUGCACUAUGGCAAGGCGCCACGCACGGCGAGAUCAGGCCCGACGCCUUUCACUACAAUAUCGAGACGCACCGCGUCAAGCUCGCCGCCAUUGGUACGGGCACCAGGUCCUUCGAGAACCGACUGCAGAGCUCGGCGUGGUCGAACCUGUCGAAGGAGCUGGGGGCGAAGAACAAGCUGCUGUAUAUCAGUCCCGAGCAGACAGGACGCAUGCCCGCCGAGCCCGACAGCAGGACAGACAUUUACUCUUUGGGCGUCGUCCUGUGGACCAUGCUGACGCAACAUCCCGUCUUCGAUGGUGAUACGCCUCUAGAUAUCGUCCACUCCGUGCUCAAGGGAAGCAUACCCCGACUGUCGAAAGUGAGGGAAGACGUUCCGUCCGUCAUUGGCCGCAUCAUCGAAAAAUGUACGGCCAUGCGCGUGGCCGAUCGCUACCACUCGGCGAGCGGUCUACGUCACGAUCUCGUCAAGGUCCAGGAGUUUCUGGAAAAGGGGGACUGGCUGGCCCUCGAAAAGUGGACCAUUGGCGAGAAGGAUAUCUCCUCCUUCUUCAUCCUCCCGACCAUGAUGAUCGGGCGAUCCAAAGAGAGGAACGAACUGCUCAAGGUCAUCGACCGAUCUGCCAAGAGCCACGCCAUGAGCCAAAAGGUCGCCAGCAAUAGAUUUUCAGACGGUUCCAACCUCUCCAACGACGUUUUGGACACGGCCGACGCCUCGAGCGAGGGAGCCAGUUCCGCCGAUGGCACGGCCCGCCGCAGCGGAUCCUUCACCCAAACUACCUCCUCAGACCCUAGGCAGGUCAGGGCUAGUUUUGUGCCGUCGGUGCUCUCCGACAGCCAGACCAUCUCGGGCGAGACGGUUGCCUCGACCAACUCUGGUCCUCUGGCGCGAAUGGCAAGACCAUGGGAACGCAACUCCUCCAUCUCUGUCGAGACGCGAAGCUUGGCGGACAGCAUGGGAACCAGUGAUAUGAACCGGCAAAGCGUGGCCGAAUCUACAGCGUCGAGCUUGUCCCGCCAACUCGGAUCGGCCAAAUUUAGACGCCGCGGACACUGCGAGAUCAUUACCAUCGAAGGUGUUGCCGGCCUGGGCAAGAGCUUUCUCUUCCAGUCUGUCUUUUCGGAAGCCAGGAAGCGGGGCUACUACGUCUCUGCCAAGUUUGACAACGCGAGGAGACAGGCCUUCGGCCCUUUGCUCAAGUUGCUGUCAUCGCUCUUCCGACAAGUGUUCGGCGAGAACACACAGACACGCCUUUUCACCAUGCUUUGA